Molecule: messenger RNA, 330 nt
Organism: Paramuricea clavata
Lineage: Eukaryota; Metazoa; Cnidaria; Anthozoa; Malacalcyonacea; Plexauridae
Source: the annotation of a GenBank genome assembly
AAAAAUCCGUGGCCGUCCGGUUACAAGGACCAUUGAGUGCACAUGGUACUGGUCGUUUGGAAGUAUUCCACAGUGGACAAUGGGGAACAAUUUGUGAUGAUGGUUGGGAUUUAAAAGAUGCUAGAGUUGUAUGUCGUGAACUUGGCUAUAAAUACAUGUAUGCUAACGCUCUUCAUGGAGGUCAGGUUUCCGGCGGAAGUGGACAAAUAUGGUUAGAUGAUGUCAAUUGCAAUGGGAGUGAACAAAGUUUGGCCAAUUGUUCUCAUCCAGGUUGGGGAGUUCAUAAUUGCGGGCAUAGGGAGGAUGUCGGAGUAGAAUGUAAUUCGACAG